CCUGCGUCCACGAACGGCCGCCGCCUCGACGACCGAUCCCGCCACGUCGACGAUCCGCAGGUCGCCGUCACGUCCACGAUCCGUCCCCCGCACGAACAACCCCGGCCCCGAAGUAUGGAAGAAUACGGAGAAGUUUAUUGCUCCGUGGAGAAGUGGUGCACGCUGGUCAGCAAGUUAAACGCCAGGCAAUGAACGCGGCUACGUGACACCAGCUUGCAGAAUUUCUUGCAGAUACCUAGCGUGCAAAUGCGAAAAUGUUUGCUGAAAUACAUCAUUCAAAAACAUGACCCGAUUAAAAAAAGAUUCGUGUUGCGUCCGACAAAAGGUGACAUAUCCUUGCGGACGGAUGAUGUCUUUCAUAUUUUUGGCCUUGUGAAUAAGGGCAAAGAUGUUAUGAAGGCAUUAGGUAAAAUGAACGAGUACGCGAAGGAAAUGGUUCCUUCUAAGUUUGUAGACGCGCGAAGUGGAGAAAUAGUCAUCGAUCAGUUGAUCAACAACAUAGUUUCGAGUGGGACGUAUGAUGACGACUUUGUGCGGCGAGCGGUAUUAGUCCUCAUUGGCACAAUAAUAGCACCGCACUCCACCAGACAUGUUCCACAUUUUCUUUACCAGUUGGUGGAGGACGUCGAUGCCAUAAAAUCAUAUAACUGGAAUGCGUUCACGUUACGCGUCUGCAUUGAAGGAAUCACAAAGACUGUUAAAGAUGUUAAAAAGUUCAAGUGGCCUAUUGGAAACCUGGCGCUCAUCUAGUACAUGUAUUGGGAGAAGGUGCAACCAACUUCAGUAGAAACAUUCGAUCCUUUGUUGUCGGAGUACCCAUUGAUGGUAAAUUGGUCCGAAAUGGAGGCUAAGAAGCAUGACAUAUAUGACAACGAGAACGACCGUGGUCAUGGCACGAUUGAUGAUUUAAUAAGCGAACAGUAUAGACAUGCCAGAAUAGCAAAAGAAGCAAUAAUCGAAGAGGAAGAUACCGAGCCACCUUCACCUAAAGGUGGAGGCAGAACUAGAAAAGGUUGUAAGCCCACAGCUUCAUCGAGCAGAGGCGGUACGAAAGAACACUUCAUGAAAUGCAUAAGAGAUAUGCAGAAAGAGAUACGUCUAAUUCCCGAGAAAUGUGUUGAGAUAUUGCUCGAGAAGCUAAGUAAGAAGGGUUUGCUGGUGAAGCGAAGUGGGGACUUCCGUGAUGAGCGCGCUUUUGAGGACGAAAGUGAUGAGUUGGUGAGAAAGUACAAGCCAAAGUAUCAUACAGAAGUUACUUCAUCUCCUUUGGAAGAACGCGCGGACGAGAAGAUGGAUGCAUCCUUCACGGGUCCAAAUGCUACGAACUUUCCCAAUGACGAAGGCAUGCAGUCCGGUACACCCGGUAAAGGUGUUGAAAACGACCCCUUUAUUAUUGAGGAUAAUGGUUCACACAAGGAAGCAUCACCAUCAUUAGGCACGAAUGAUUUUCCUUCUCUUACUAGAAACCCACAGAAAGAAAAUGCACUAUCAGUCGGGUCUAGUGCUGAAAAUUCAGCGGAAGGUACUUACCCUAGUCCGACAACAAUCUGUAAGGACGCGAAUAAUAAUGGGACUGAGGAGCAUGAUGGGAAGCGGAAACGCCAACAGUCAAAGUAUUGUCGGUCCCCCUUUAUUAUUGAGGAUGGUCCACGCAAACGUGUGAAAAAAAGUCUGUUUCGUAUACGUGAUGUUCUCCUUAGUACGGACUUUAUGGAUGAGAAUCACAUAGAGGGCGCGAGGGUUUAUAUCGACACGCUAGCAGACUCGCCGAAGCAUUUAAAAUAGACUGUGGUCCACAUGACGGGAAUAGGUGGGGAAACGUGUAUGGCGGAAAUGCUUCAAGCUAUCACUUCGGGCGACUGGUUGAAUGGCGCUGUCAUCAAUUGUUAUUCGAACCACUUGCUGACUACUACUCCUAUGGCUGAUCGGCAUGUUCUAACAUCAUGGGUGUCAUACUGCCUUAUACAGCGCGCUAAAGGAAAGCUGAAAAACUCGAACAUGAACUACAUGGAAUUUUUCACGAAAGAAUCAAAAACUGUGUCAAGAGUAAUUGACGAGUACUUCGCAAAAGAUAAGGUAUUUGCAUUUCAAACAACUAUUGACAGUACAUAGCAAACUUUUUGUACAUAAGCUUACUGUUUUGUAGGCAUUUUUCCCUUUGAAUGUGAACAAGAAUCAUUGAAUAACCAUUGUCAUGCACAAUAAGAAGAAAGAGUUUCAAGUUCUAAAUUCUACUGGUAAAAUAAGCAAGGCAGUUCAUGCGAAGAUUGCUUCGAUGAGGGCAGAAAUUGCUGUAGAUACAAAUCAGGUAAACUCUGCUAUAGGUACACAUCAUCCAGAUGUGUCUAAAUGGCCAAUAAAGGAGUACGACAUGCCGAGACAAAAAGACGGAGUGUCUUGCGGACUUUUCGUGAUGAAGUGCAUCGAACUCUGGGACGGGGAUGCCUUCAGACAUGACUUUGACCAGGACGAGAUCAAUUCUUCAAGGGGACGCAUUCUCGCGAAAAUACUUUUUUCAGAGAGCAACACACUGACUAAGGUGAAGGAGAAGAUUCUGAAAAUUAUGGAGAAUGAAUAAGUGCCAGCAAGUGUGUAGGGUUUUUGCCCACCACAUGAUUAUGCCUAUUUGGUACCAUUUCAUAAUUGUAAUAAUGGCAGAAUUUUGCUUUUAGCCACAUACAUGAUUAUGCCUAUUUGGAUGCCACAAUAUUUUUUUUUCGCACAUAGAUUAUUAUGGCUAUUUGGUGAUUGGGACAACUUUAUUAUUGUAAUUAUGCAUGUUUGGUGAUUGAGACAAUUUUUGCUACUGUUA
Triticum aestivum (bread wheat) is the source of this 2812-nucleotide messenger RNA. RefSeq lists its product as uncharacterized. Bases 754 to 1785 code for a protein of 343 amino acids. The record is from RefSeq and is a predicted model, not a curated record. The transcript has 9 exons. NCBI's taxonomy places the organism in Eukaryota, Viridiplantae, Streptophyta, Magnoliopsida, Poales, Poaceae.